ACCCUAGUCUUUGCCACUUCGGAUAGCUCCAACCCAACGGUCUUUUCUCUUCGUCUCUGCGCCUUUCACACUAAUGGCGAUUCUCACUCUUCCCUUACUCACUUCUCUCCUUAAACCCCAUAAAACCCACCUCUCCUUCCUCUUCACAAGACGACCCAACAGUCUCCUUGUUCGCAAACGCUAUUUCGCGAAGAGCACAGUCUCUGCAAUCACUACCUCUGCGAAUCCCCACCAUUCCUCCACAUACCCUGAUCCAGAACAAACCAAAAAACGCUCAUCAAUUCCCACUUUCCAACAAGCCAUUCAGCGUCUCCAGGAAUAUUGGGCUUCUGUGGGAUGUGCCAUAAUGCAGUGCAGCAACACUGAGGUUGGAGCUGGGACUAUGAAUCCUCUAACUUUCUUAAGGGUACUUGGUCCAGAACCAUGGAAUGUUGCGUAUGUGGAGCCCAGUAUCCGGCCAGAUGACAGUCGCUAUGGUGAAAACCCAAAUAGACUUCAGCGGCAUACUCAAUUUCAGGUGAUAUUGAAGCCUGAUCCUGGAAAUUCGCAAGACCUAUUCAUCCGCAGCCUAUCGGCCCUAGGUAUUAAUGUUAAUGAGCACGAUAUACGUUUUGUGGAGGACAACUGGGAAAGCCCGGUACUUGGUGCCUGGGGACUGGGCUGGGAAAUUUGGAUGGAUGGGAUGGAAAUCACACAAUUCACCUACUUCCAGCAGGCUGGAAGUCUGCAAUUGAUGCCUGUAUCCGUUGAGAUAACUUAUGGUCUUGAACGUAUCCUCAUGUUACUUCAGGGAGUCGAUCAUUUCAAGAAAAUUCAAUAUGCAGAUGGAAUUACAUAUGGAGAGCUGUUUCUAGAGAAUGAGAAGGAAAUGAGUGGAUACUAUCUGGAGCAUGCCAGUGUCGCUCAUCUUCAGAAACACUUUGAUCUUUUUGAGGAAGAAGCCUGUUCUUUGCUUGAUUUAGGCCUUGCAAUACCUGCGUAUGAUCAGCUUUUAAAGACAUCUCAUGCUUUUAACAUUUUAGACUCUAGAGGCUUUGUUGGGGUGACAGAACGGGCUCGUUAUUUUGGUCGGAUGCGUAGUUUAGCUCGUCAAUGUGCACAACUUUGGUUAAAGACAAGGGAGUCUCUUGGGCAUCCUUUGGGUAUCCUUUCUGAACCUGAUCAUCUUGUUUGUCCAAAAGAAUUUCUGGAGGGAGCAGUUGCAAAGGUGCCUGCGGAACCAAGGAUGUUUGUGCUUGAAAUAGGCACAGAAGAGUUGCCACCUACAGAUGUAAUUAAUGCAAGCCAACAACUUAAAGAUCUAAUCGUGCUGUUAUUGGAAAAACAACGGUUGAGCCAUGGUAAAGUGCUAGCAUUUGGUACACCACGCAGACUAGUGGACUUGAGUUUGAAGAGGAUUUUUGGCAAGGGCUAUGAGCGUGAUGGACUGUACUACUUUAGGGAUCCACUGGACAAACCUUCAUCUUCUUUCUUAGCUAGUUUUCAGGUUCAAGUUGAGAGCCUAUGCUCUAGGCAAGUGGAAAAUGAGGUUGAGGUUCGAGGGCCCCCAGUUUCAAAGGCAUUUGACCAUCAAGGAAAUCCUACGAAGGCUGCUGAGGGAUUUUGUCGUAGAUACCAAGUGGAUGUGGAUUCCUUGUAUAAAAAGGUUGAAGGGAAAAUGGAAUAUGUUUACGCUCGUGUGGUGGAGUCUGCGAGACUGGCUUUGGAGGUUUUGUCUGAGGACUUGCCCUCUACAAUCGCUAGAAUAUCAUUCCCGAAGUCAAUGCGUUGGAACUCUCAGGUCAUGUUUAGCAGGCCAAUUCGAUGGGUUUUGGCCCUCCAUGGAGAUGUGGUUAUUCCAUUUACAUUUGCUGCCGUGUUAAGUGGAAACCUAUCUUAUGGUCUUCGGAAUACUCCUUCAGCUACUGUAAAGAUUGAAUAGAUAGUUGAAUGAACUCCGCCUUCAUAGCCGUUCUGCAUCAUGUGGCUUUCAGGGAUUUCAUUGUCCGACACCCUCAUUUGGUGACAUCUUUCCUUCGACGCUGUGAAUUUGUUAAUAUCAUAAUAUACAUUCAUAAUUCCAUGUCAUUAGUACAAACUUUUAUAGUGCGUGGUUGGUUACUGUCUUGAACUAAUUGUAAAAAAUA
Camellia sinensis is the source of this 2126-nucleotide messenger RNA. NCBI's taxonomy places the organism in Eukaryota, Viridiplantae, Streptophyta, Magnoliopsida, Ericales, Theaceae. The record is from RefSeq and is a predicted model, not a curated record.